AUGAGCCUGACGACGAUCAGGCACUACACCAACAAGUUCAAUCCUGAAGAGCACACUUUAGAGCUCAGGCGGAAGCUUGUGGACCAUGGACUAUCGCCUCCUCCUAAGAAAAUGGAAUGAUGGAGAGAGCAUAGUCAAGAGGAUCAUUGACGUAGGUUUCUUUUUAAAAACGAAGAACUUGCGACAAUCUUGGGGACUUCUAAACGGACUAUUGAGCGAAUUGCUGCAGAGAAUACUGAGAGUGAAUCUGACGAAGCGGCUGGAAGAGAAGAGGCACUAUCCAGAUCUCCCCUAAAGCAUUGAAGUGAUGAAGACUUUGCUGAGGUCAUUAAGGAAUGUGAGAAGGAUACAGGCUUUGUCAGCAAGGCAAGUUUGAGGGCCCAAUUCAAAAGAAAGACAGUUGACAUCAGCGAAGAACAGCUAGGAAAAGAGCUGAAGAAGAGGGGAUAUGUCUAUAGGAAGAAGAGGGUUGUUCUACAGCUAACUGAAGCUCAUAAAGAGCAGAGAAUGUCCUGGGCUAGGUCUUUGAUUGACUCAGAUAUCGCUUCAUGGAUCUUGAUGAGUGCUAUGUGCAUCUCUUUCGUAACUCUAAUUUGUCGUGGUGCAAAGAAGGGAUAA
Messenger RNA from Blepharisma stoltei, 618 nucleotides. NCBI's taxonomy places the organism in Eukaryota, Ciliophora, Heterotrichea, Heterotrichida, Blepharismidae. The record is from the annotation of a GenBank genome assembly.